GAAAAUUUCUUAUGUUAUCACAGACAAGUUCUCAUCGCCUCCAAGUGAAGAGAUAGAUACCAAAUUCAUCAAAAUGAAAUCUUUCGCUGUCCUUUGCCUGUGUGCGGCGGUGGCCCUCGCAGCGCCAGUUGAGGAGUCGAACCACUCGCAGCCUGCCAUGGAGCACAUCCACGAGCAAGACGACCUCGGCCAGUACACCCUGAAGUACAGGACUCCCGAUGGCACGAUCGUUUCCGAGCGCGGCCGACUGGUGCCGACAGCCGACGGCAAAGACCAAGUCCUGAUUCACGAGGGUUCGUUCAGCUACAUCGGAGACGACGGCAAGACCUACGUCACCAAGUACAAGACAGAUAUCGCUGGCGCCUACCAACCUGAAGGCGACCAUCUGCCCAAACCAGUGGAGCCUGAACCUGUACCCGAGGUUCCAGUAAUAGCGUAACUUAAAAAAUAAAUCAAAUUAAU
Ostrinia furnacalis (Asian corn borer) is the source of this 462-nucleotide messenger RNA. RefSeq names its product endocuticle structural glycoprotein SgAbd-5-like. The transcript is spliced from 2 exons. The record is from RefSeq and is a predicted model, not a curated record. NCBI's taxonomy places the organism in Eukaryota, Metazoa, Arthropoda, Insecta, Lepidoptera, Crambidae. Gene Ontology annotation, cellular component: chitin-based extracellular matrix. Gene Ontology annotation, molecular function: structural constituent of chitin-based larval cuticle. The coding region runs from base 74 to 439 and encodes 121 amino acids.